Acanthisitta chloris (rifleman) is the source of this 2619-nucleotide messenger RNA. It is a transcript of the gene ATG13, whose product is annotated as autophagy related 13. The record is from RefSeq and is a predicted model, not a curated record. Bases 1 to 1650 code for a protein of 549 amino acids. NCBI's taxonomy places the organism in Eukaryota, Metazoa, Chordata, Aves, Passeriformes, Acanthisittidae. The transcript is spliced from 17 exons. Gene Ontology annotation, cellular component: Atg1/ULK1 kinase complex; extrinsic component of membrane; phagophore assembly site. Gene Ontology annotation, biological process: mitophagy; autophagosome assembly; protein localization to phagophore assembly site.
AUGGACACUGAUCUCAGUUCCCAGGACAGGAAGGACCUGGACAAGUUCAUCAAAUUUUUUGCUUUAAAGACGGUACAAGUAAUUGUCCAGGCCCGACUUGGAGAGAAAAUCUGUACCCGAUCAUCAUCCUCCCCCACAGGUUCUGACUGGUUCAAUUUGGCAAUCAAAGAUAUACCAGAGGUUACUCAUGAAGCAAAGAAAGCCCUGGCAGGACAGCUACCUGCUGUUGGACGGUCUAUGUGCGUGGAGAUUUCUCUCAAAACCUCAGAGGGGGACUCCAUGGAGCUGGAAAUUUGGUGUCUAGAAAUGAAUGAAAAGUGUGACAAAGAAAUCAAAGUUUCAUACACUGUAUACAACAGGCUGUCUCUACUGCUGAAGUCUUUGCUUGCUAUAACCAGGGUAACUCCAGCCUACAGACUCUCAAGAAAACAAGGACAUGAAUAUGUAAUAUUGUACAGGAUAUAUUUUGGUGAAGUGCAGCUGAGUGGCUUGGGAGAAGGUUUCCAGACAGUCCGUGUUGGGACAGUGGGUACCCCGGUGGGCACCAUCACCUUGUCUUGUGCCUACAGAAUCAACCUUGCUUUCAUGUCAACCAGGCAGUUUGAGAGGACCCCUCCUAUCAUGGGGAUUAUAAUUGAUCAUUUUGUGGACCGUCCCUAUCCCAGCUCUUCACCCAUGCACCCCUGCAAUUACAGAGCUGGUGAGGACAAUGGUGCAGUCUACCCCUCAGUAGAGGAUUCCCAAGAAGUGUGUACCACAUCUUUUUCCACCUCUCCUCCAUCUCAGUGUGUUUUUACUGUCACAAAGGCACAUUUUCAGACCCCUCCUCCAGUGGUGACGGACACCUUGAAAGUCCCAGUGAUGGGACUGGCCUUUUCACAUCAACUUUCCAGCUCUCGUCUUUCCUAUCAGCUUGCUGCCUUGGGAGUUGGAUCAGCUGACAUGGGGUGUCCUGUACUCUUUGCUGGUGGCUUGAAUGCUGCACACCCUCACCAGUUGAUUGGUCCAGCCAAAGAAGGGGGAGCUCCCCCAGUUCCUAGCCAGCCAGCACAUGGCACUCAAGCUGACCAGGAGAGGUUGUGCACCCCACUGGAUGGAGUCCACUACUCAGCAGCUACCCCUUCUAGUAGUGAGGACACAGAAACAGUAUCAAACAGCAGUGAAGGGAAGUGUGGCUCCCCACAUGACCUUUUGGAGACCAUCUUUGUCCGGAAGGUGGGAGCUUUUGUCAACAAACCCAUUAACCAGGUGACCAUGGCCAACUUAGACAUUCCUUUUGCCAUGUUUGCUCCCAAGAAUGUUGAGCUGGAAGAUAACGACCCCAUGGUCAAUCCUCCUGACUCCCCAGAAACUGAGUCUCCUCUACAAGGCAGUUUACACUCAGAGGGCUCCACUGGCAGCAGCACAGGGAACACCCAUGAUGACUUUGUUAUGGUCGACUUUAAACCAGCAUUUUCGAAAGAUGACAUUCUUCCAAUGGACCUGGGGACAUUUUACCGUGAGUUUCAGAACCCCCCUCAACUCAGCAGUCUCUCCAUUGACAUUGGAGCGCAGUCCAUGGCAGAGGAUUUGGACUCAUUACCAGAGAAGCUGGCAGUCCAUGAGAAAAACGUCAAAGAAUUUGAUGCCUUUGUGGAAACCUUGCAGUGAAGCUGUUUCCCAGUUUUGCUGUGGCAGUUCUUCCUCUUCAAGGCAUCCUGGAGAUGAUGUCAGCAAAUAUCCCUGUCGUCCCUGCUCUGCCUUGGUCUCAUGUUGACUAGUUCUUUCCAUCAAGUGAGCUUUCUUUGAUUGCUCUCUUGAAUGGCAGAUACAGCUCAUGUGCUGAUUUUCCUCAGUUUCACCACCGCAUGGCUCUGGACUGCUUUUCCUGCUCACAGUCAGGUUUGAAUUUAAGACUUCAGUAGGGACAACAGGAAGUCAAACUCCAGUGUAUGAAAUUUAUUUUCUCCUCAGUCUCUGUUCUGUGUGGAGGGGCUUUGUGAAAGGUUGCCAUAUGCUUCCUCCAGGGGUGCUGUGGUGUAAGUUCCCUAGGUAGAGCUUCUUGCUAACAGACUUUUUCCUACAGUCUCCAAUCCCCUUAGAGCAUAAAAAGCUUUGGCUCAUUUCCAGGGUCUGUGAGUUCAGCAGAUUCAACAGUUUUAAGUCCAGGACAUCCAUUGCACAGAAUGGGGCAUUUCAUCCUGACUUCAGUGUGUGUGCCUGGAGCCCAGGGAAAGACAUCAGCUUUGGGACCUGUGUAAUAUAAGUUACCUUUGUUCUUCAAAGGAACUGGGUCUCUACACAGUCAUUUUGUCUGAGGCCUCCUGCUAGGUUGGCUGGUAAGCAGGAGUGAAACUACAGAAGCACUUUCCACAUUUCCUUGCUGAGUGUACUGACACUUGACCAUGCUGAGUUUAACAGUGUUGGCUGUGGGCAAGUCUGCACGUAGCAGCUGUGAUGAUGCUGAAUUCAUAGUCUCUGCUUCUGAAACGUAACUGUAAAUACUAGGAAUCCUAUUUCUUUAGGGUUAUGUAACUAGGAGUCUUAGUCCAAGAUUCUUUCCUCUAAUCCUUGCAAACCUUCCUGCUUUAUGGUUAAUAGAUGAUCUUAAGAAAUAUUUAUUGCUUUUAAAGAAACCUA